Molecule: messenger RNA, 1752 nt
Organism: Penicillium lagena
Lineage: Eukaryota; Fungi; Ascomycota; Eurotiomycetes; Eurotiales; Aspergillaceae
Product: D-arabinono-1,4-lactone oxidase
Exons: 1
Coding region: 1-1752 (583 amino acids)
Cellular component (GO): mitochondrion; membrane
Molecular function (GO): FAD binding; D-arabinono-1,4-lactone oxidase activity
Source: RefSeq, a predicted model, not a curated record
AUGGACCCCACGAUCUCUCGCGAGCUCUCCAAGCUCGAUCCCGCGGUGCCGUUCCGCACCUCCGGCACAUCCCACCUGCAUCACACCUGGGCCAAGACCUUCUUCUCUCGUCCAGAGCUGUACAUCCGCCCACGCUCCAUCCCCGAGAUCCAGCAGCUCAUCACCCUCGCCCGCCGCUGCCGCCGUCGUCUCGUCACCGUCGGCAGCGCCCACUCGCCCUCCGAUCUUACCUGCACCUCGUCAUGGCUGGUGAACCUCGACGACUUCAAUCGUGUCCUGGCCGUCGAUCCAGUUACACACACUGUUACUGUUGAGGCGGGGAUACGGCUCAGCGAGCUGGGUGAGAGGCUGGAAGAGCAUGGGCUCACCCUCGCCAACCUGGGCAGCAUUGAUAGCCAGUCCAUUGCCGGUGUCAUCGCGACGGGUACGCAUGGCAGCUCGCUACGUCAUGGACUGCUCUCUGAAUGCAUCGAGGCGCUGAGUCUGGUUCUGGCGAAUGGCCAGCUCGUGCGCUGCACCGCGACGAAUAACCCGGCGCUGUUCCGCGCAGCGCUGGUGUCGCUCGGAGCAUUGGGGAUCAUCGUUGAAGUCACCUUCAAGGCGAGGCCGACCUUCAACAUCGCUUGGCGCCAGGAACGGUUGCCGUUGUCCAAGGUUUUGGACGAGUGGUCGACCGGUCUGUGGACGUCGCAUGAAUUUGUCCGCGUCUGGUGGCUACCGUAUUUGAGCGGCGCUAUUGUCUGGCGCGCCGAUAAAACAGACCGUCCGCUGCAGCCUCCUCCCAUCAACUUUUACGGCGAGUCCCUGGGAUACCACAUCUACCACAACCUGCUCGCGCUGUCGAACUAUGUACCCCGGAUCCUGCCGUGGGUCGAGUGGUUCGUCUUCGGCAUGCAGUACGGCUUCCGCGCCGGGUCAACAAUCACCGAAGCCGUCGAGCCCGCUCGGACAGGUCUGCUAAUGAACUGUCUAUACUCACAAUUUGUGAACGAGUGGGCCCUCCCUCUAGAAAAGGGCCCCGAAGCUAUAACCCGGCUGUCGGCAUGGCUGAACGGCGACGCAGAGACCGCACGCAUCCCAUUCCCCGUACAGGGCCUGUGGGUACACUGCCCCAUCGAAGUGCGCGUGUCAGACUCAACACUCAACACCAACCCGCGCCCGUUCCUGGACCCAACCUCCAGCACGGGACCAACGCUCUACCUCAACGCAACGCUCUACCGGCCAUACCUCCGCGACCCGCCCUGCAAGGAGCGCUACUACGAGGCUUUCGAGUGGCUGAUGCGGGACAUGGGCGCGCGCCCGCACUGGGCCAAGAACUUUACGACUCGCGGCCCGCACGAGCUGCUCGCGCUUUACGGGAGCGAUAUGGACGAGUGGCUGCGCGUCCGGAAAGAGGCUGACCCGGAUGGCCUGUUUGUUGGCGAAUGGCACCGCCGCAAUCUGGGACUGUUGGAGCAGACACAUGACCCUAACCAGCGCGACGACGACGAACUGCCCCUCCUCGAGCGCGAGCGCCAGCGUCGCAAGCUGGGAAUCAGCGGCGCAGGUGACGGGAUUGAAUGGGUCGGCGAUCGACGCUGGCAGGUGCCGUCAGACGGGCGGCCAGGAACGGCUGCUGCCCAGUCCAAAACAGUCGCGUCAUCAGAAUACCCGCCGAGCUCCCCGACCACAGCCACGAGCGAGGAGAGCUUCGAUCUGCUUGCCAAGGGCGAAGCUAGCAUCGUGCUGCCGGGGGGAUCAUCCUCUGCGUGA